Mesorhabditis spiculigera is the source of this 303-nucleotide messenger RNA. Lineage: Eukaryota; Metazoa; Nematoda; Chromadorea; Rhabditida; Rhabditidae. The record is from the annotation of a GenBank genome assembly.
AUGAUCGACUGGACUGAGGAAUCGAACGUCAACGGAUGUUAUGCCGACAUCCAUGCACUGCAAAUGCCAUCCCAAGGUGUACUUGAUGAUGAUGGUACAACAUCUGGAAAGAUUGGCGAAGAACCGCGAACAAAAAAGAACGUGAAAGCGGGCGUCACUCAGCUUCGACUGAAGGACGAAUGGCCAGGCUCUGACGACCGCUUUGGCCGCACCUUUGCUUUCCCAGCACCAAGUUGUGAAGAACAGCACCGAAAGGAGGAGAAGAAUGGCAGAUUGACCGGUUAUUUAUUAUUAAAAACUCGC